This is a messenger RNA of Parnassius apollo (apollo), 2055 nucleotides long. NCBI's taxonomy places the organism in Eukaryota, Metazoa, Arthropoda, Insecta, Lepidoptera, Papilionidae. The record is from the annotation of a GenBank genome assembly.
AUGUGCGGUUUUUUAGGUUCGUCGCCUCUAACAACCCAACACACGGCUUUGCUUGUCGAUCCUGAGCCUGACGAAGUCUAUCAAGGAGGAUACCUACUUGCAGAUAUAAUGAUGGCUUACGGCUUCCCCGUAGAGGACCCGGCAGCUGGUUCAGCUGAAGGUUAUAUUGGAGAGGAUCAUCACUUUUAUGGUGUUUUACAUUUAGGUAAUCGCACACUGCACGCGGAUCCGUACGGCAAGGACGACCCUCACAAAUUCUUCGGAGCGUUCGAAAACGACAAUAUGGCGGCCCCCGUACGACCGCGUCGCGAUCAUAACCAGCAAGAAGACGUAAGACCAGUCUUCCCAUACAAAAUAGAAGAGCACAGUCGUAUGGUUGGCAUAGCGACCGCCAGGAUAUGCGAUCUGCUACUCUUGGCCGAUAAGCAGUUCUACGAGAAGGACGCGAACUCCAGCCUGAACCACGUAGUCCGCAGAAUGAUGCACGCCGUCGCUCAAGCAGAUAUCAUAUUUAGGAAUGCUGAUUUCGACGAGGAUGGUACUCCCGAUAAUAUUGGCUUUUCGGUAAAGUACAUACUGGUGUUGACAUCAAAUGAAACAAACGCCCGUGUGUUCGGCGACCUGUUGAAAGAUAAUGCCGUCGAUGGUAGAAACUAUUUGAUGCGUUUCGCAAGGCUGCGAAGGUUGUCCGAAGUCUGUCUGGGCGUAGCUUUUUCUGGACAUGUAUUCCAUAACAGAACUCUUGGACUGAGUUUCACGUCACUAGGCGGUGGCAUGGGCGGCGCAGCUGGUGGUUUAUGUGACCGGCGCGCGUAUGGCCGCUCGUUCAACACCUUGGCGCUGGCGCACGCUACCGCUGAUGACAACGAGCGCGUGCCUGAACGUAUAGCGGCGCUAACCCUCGCUCAUGAAAUGGGUCACAGUUUUGGUGCUCAUCACGACGACAACUUCCCGAACCCUGAAUGUCAUGGCUAUCUGAUGAGCUCUCAAUCCUCGACGACUGAAAACGGCCACAACCUGGAAUUCUCGCUGUGCAGCAAACGUCUCAUUGCAGCAACGCUCAGCAGCAUGAGCUACUGCCUCAUCGAGCAGGACAGACCUUACUGUGGCAAUGGUAUAGUCGAAGAAGGAGAGGCAUGCGACUGCGGUCUGCCCUCUCACUGCAGCAACAGAGACCCGUGUUGCACGCCAAGAGCUGGCGGAGCGCUUAUUUACGAAGAAGGAGCAUUGCAUAAGGAAGGCUGCUCUGUGGCGCCCUCAGCUACCUGCCAUCCGUCACAAGGGAGCUGCUGCAACGCGGACUGCCAGUAUGCGGAUCUCACAAAAAGCGGAAUAGACUGCAGUAUGCAGUAUGAAGAGUGCAAGUGUGUGAAUUCGUCGGUGUGCCACUGUGGUCUGGGCGGGCGGUGCCUGCCAGACGGCUCCUGCCACGCCGCGGAGUGCGCCACGCUUGGACUCCAAGAGUGUCGAUGCCCAAAAAGAGGAACGGGAGGCGUUAUAGGAGAGGGCAACAUGUGCGGCAUCUGCUGCCGGCUGCGGCGGAGCGACGGCUCUAGUGGGGGUAAGUGCGUGGGCGCAGAGUUUGCGGCCCGCGAGGCAUUGGUUACGCGAGGGCUGCCCGACGACUGGCCCGAUGACGCCUACGUAGGACAAAGUGAGAUAAAGCAAGUUGAAGAGUAUUCUUUGCCACAAAAUGUACAAAGUCUAGAUGCUGAACAGACAUUGAACAUAGAAAAAUCUCCAGACACUAUUUUUAUAUCUAAUAAUAAUGAAGUUGGUGAAAUACAGCAAUAUGUUGAAGAGAAUUCUUGGCCCCUGAAUGAAGUACAUAAUCGAAGUGUAGAGCAGGCAAUAAAUAUGGAAAGUUGUACAGACGAUAGGUUCGUAGCCAGCCAGCAUGAGCCAGCAAAUGAAGCUUCUAAUCUAAGAGUAAAUGAACAACAAAUAGUUGAUUUACUUGUUUCUGAAUUUGACGAUGAAGCAGCUGAUAUCAAUGAAAUUGAUGAUGGGCUGAUGGCAGGCAUUUCACACAGGCAGUGUGUUAUCACGAGAUAA